CUUCAAAGCCUGAGAUUAACUGCCUCUUUUCAUCAGCAUCAUACAUACCACUAGCGCUAUAACAUUGUCACCAAUGCCUUAUUUAUAUCUUUACAGUGCACUCACUGAGCUGGCCGGGGGCAUGUCAUGUGAAUACGUACUACUUAUCAUAGUUCGUACUACGCACUAGGCUAGGCCGGGUAAGACCUCAAAUUGGUUUUCCAAGUUCCAACUAUCUUGCAACGGGAGGCUCUCCCUUGACCCGUGUUCAUAUAUUCAAGCUACCAGCUCACCUAAUGGACGGCCCUUCAGAAACAGAGCCUCUGCUGCGACCGGCUCACGUCCAGCGGAAGGUGACCAGCGACCUUCCGGAGGAAGGGUAUUCAUCUGUGCAAGACGAGUCCAACCGUAACGUGUUUGACAAUGUGCCUGAUGCAAAGAAGCAAAUCGGACUCGCUAGCGCAGUGAUGCUCAUAUUCAACAGGGUGAUUGGAACUGGCGUUUUUGCAGCGCCUAGCAUUAUCUUGCGGUCAUCGGGGAGUGUAGGAAUGACUUUUGUUAUGUGGAUACUCGGUGCGCUUGUCGCAUCCGCAGGUACUGCUGUUUAUGUGGAAUUUGGAACGGGACUGCCGAGAAGUGGUGGGGAGAAGACCUACAUGGAAUACAUCUAUCGCCGACCGAGGUUCAUGGUCACUUGCUUCUACGCGAUAUACGGAUUGCUCAUAGGUUGGUUAUCAGCAAGUAGCGUUGUUUUCGGAGAAUACACCUUGAACGCCCUCGCAAUCCAACCUACCACCGUUAACUCUCGAGUAGUCGCCUUCCUGUGCUCGACAUUCUGUCUCAUUGCCCACGGUGCAUUCUUGGACUCCGGGCUGAAACUACAAAAUGCACUGGGUUUUUUCAAGUUAUUCGUGUUGCUCAUCAUCACUGUUUCUGGGCUCUUCAGCCUUACCGGAGUCCCUGGAUUUGCCGUACGUGCUGGAUACGAUGUUCCACACAAUUUCACGUGGUCGUCUUUUUGGGAGGGAAGUGACAUAGGCCUGAAUGCGUUCGUCACUGGAAUGUAUAAUGUCAUCUGGGCUUACAUCGGAUACUCUAAUGCCAAUUAUGCUUUAUCUGAAGUGCGAGAUCCCAUCCGCACCAUCAAGCGCGCCGCACCCCUUGCCAUGGCCCUUGUCGCGGUCGCAUACUUAUCCGUGAACGUUGCAUACUUUGCUGUUGUAUCCAAGCAAGACAUGUUAGGAGGUGGCACCAUGGCGGCAGCCCUAUUUUUCAGGAACAUCUUCGGCCCUGCUACAGAACGGAUCCUGAGUGCUGUUAUUGCACUAUCGGUAUUAGGAAACCUUAUGAGUAUCCUGUUCACGCAAGGCAGAGUCGUCCAAGAGUUAGGUAGAGAGGGUGUUCUACCCCUUUCAUCUUUCUUCGCCAGCAACAAGCCUUUCAAUGCACCCCUUGCUGGGCUCUUUGCCCAAUGGCUUGUUUCUAUGAUCGUCAUGGUUGCCGCCCCUCCGGGAGAUGCCUAUCUCUUUAUCGUAAACUACUCAUCAUACCCCUUGACGAUGUUCAAUAUGCUGAUAUCGGGUGGCCUCCUCCUUUUGUACACUCCCGCAUUCAAAUCCUACCAUUGGAACCCUCCAUUUCGGGCGUGGAAGUCCAUCGUCGUAUUCUUUUUUCUAUCCAAUGUCUUUCUUGCUAUUGUGCCUAUGAUCCCACCGUCUCCGGGAUCCGACGUCUAUGAACAUCUCCCAUAUUGGUCACACGUCGUUAUAGCAUUGUCAAUCGGGUUACUUGGCAUUGUAUAUUGGUUUGUUUUCUUCGACUGGAUACCCAGGAAGCGUGGAUAUCAUAUCGUACAGGAGACUAUCUUACAGGAUGAUGGGGUCCCGCGGAGCGUCCUUCGGCGAAUACCCAAGGAAUCGGGUGAUGAAUGAUCCAUGUAAAUGUAGAUGAUGCACUGCAAGUGCAUCAGCUUCUAAACG
This is a messenger RNA of Suillus clintonianus, 1958 nucleotides long. Its product is annotated as APC amino acid permease. The record is from RefSeq and is a predicted model, not a curated record. Gene Ontology annotation, cellular component: membrane. Lineage: Eukaryota; Fungi; Basidiomycota; Agaricomycetes; Boletales; Suillaceae. The coding region runs from base 276 to 1910 and encodes 544 amino acids. The transcript is spliced from 13 exons. Gene Ontology annotation, molecular function: L-amino acid transmembrane transporter activity. Gene Ontology annotation, biological process: amino acid transmembrane transport.